Messenger RNA from Anastrepha ludens (Mexican fruit fly), 1490 nucleotides. Its product is annotated as histone deacetylase 8-like. Lineage: Eukaryota; Metazoa; Arthropoda; Insecta; Diptera; Tephritidae. The coding region runs from base 136 to 1371 and encodes 411 amino acids. Gene Ontology annotation, molecular function: histone deacetylase activity. The transcript has 4 exons. The record is from RefSeq and is a predicted model, not a curated record.
ACGAAUAGGCUCAGAGCCUCGGAUCGAGUAUUCGAAUUCGGUACCUGUUAGAACUGGCAGUACUUAAGAACGAUUGUUCGUGUAUAUUCGCGCCUAUUUCAAAUAUAUAAGAUUUUUUUGUGUCUAAAACAAGAAAUGCGGCAGAGACAAGUUAUAUAUGUGCACAACGAGAAUUUAACACAGCAAGCUGAUAAGAAUCCUGCCGUUCGAGGUAGAGCUUCACUAACACACCGCCUGAUCGCCUCUUAUGGCUUGCUCAAGCAUAUGCAACGGCUGGAACCAAAGGUUUGUAAACUCGCAGAUCUACGAAUGUUCCACAAUCAUGACUACGUACAGCAACUAUUAGAAAAGGCGACGCCUAGCUAUGAAAAGGCGCGUACAGCACCCAUGCCUCAGGCGACAUUAAACGCUAGCGCUGUAGAGGAAGAUCGGUUAAGCGACGAUGAUGAUGACUACAGCUUGGAUACUACACACACACAUCUGGAGUACGGUUUAGGCUUUGAUUGCCCCAGCUGGAGAGGAAUGUGGGAAUAUGCUUGCACAAUUGCCGGCGCCACCAUGAGCGCAUGUGCAGCAUUAUGCAAAUAUGGUGCUCAGAAAAACGGUGCACAAACUGUGAUAAUUAAUUGGACAGGCGGUUGGCAUCAUGCUCAACGCGAUCGCGCUGCUGGUUAUUGCUACGUCAAUGACAUAGUGUUAGGCAUACUCGUGCUGCGGAAACAUUUCAAGCGUGUGCUUUAUGUCGAUUUGGAUGUACAUCACGGCGAUGGUGUGCAGGAAGCGUUCGAGGUGACGCAACGCGUUUUCACGUUUUCCAUGCAUCGCUACGAAUGCGGUUUCUAUCCAGGUACUGGUGGCUGUGAUGAUUGUGGAUUUGCCGGCGGCAAAGGAUACACUGCGAAUUUUCCCUAUCGUGAUGGAAUUGCUGGCGGAAAUUUCUGCAAAUAUUUUAAGCGCGUUUUUAGCAAAAUUCUUGCGUACUUUUCGCCAGAGGCUUGCGUAGUACAAUGUGGUGCUGAUGUUAUUGUGGGUGAUCCGCUUGGUGGUACCAAUGUAACUCCGACAGAUAUAAUUGCCUGCGUCCAAUUUGUAUUGCAGCAGAAGCUGCCAACUGUACUGUUGGGUGGCGGUGGCUAUAAUUUUGGAAAUGCCAGUCGAUUUUGGACGCAGCUCACCGCAAGUUGUUGCGCCAUACAACUGCCAGAGGACAUACCUGAUGACAACAGAGAUUUUCUCCAAUAUGGCCCGGAUUAUAGUGUGCAAAUCAAGGCAUCCAGUGUAAUGAAGGACCAUAAUAAUGCGGAGUGUUUGGAAAAGAGCGCACAAGCAAUUGAAGAAAAUUUUCGGAAAUAUGGCGUAACCGCUGUGUGAAACGAGGUGUCGCCGUGUCUCAACAAUUUGCGAAAUUUUAAUCUACUGAUUGUGGCUGUGUAUCUUUAUUUAUUCCAUAUAUACAUAUAUAAGCAAUAAAAAUUUACCUUUUAAAUGGA